AUGGACCACCCGCAAACCCCGCGCAUCCUCGCCCCCCACCUCUCCCAAUUCCAACACCGCAUCGUCCGCAUCCUCGGCAAAGUCGUGCAAUUGCGCGGCGAACAGGCCGUCAUCGAUGCAGGCGGCAACAUCGACGUUGUGCUGAAUCGCGACUCACACCUAGCCGUCGGCCAUGCCGUAGAAAUCAUCGGUAAAGUAGAUGGUAAUCUCCAUGUCAAGGUGCAAGCUGCCACAGAUUUUGGUACUGGUGUUGAUUUCAACGCGGCGAAUGCGGUCGUCGACGCUACUCAUCGGUAUAAAGAGAUUUUCUAUGAUGGGGAGUAA
Molecule: messenger RNA, 324 nt
Organism: Plenodomus lingam JN3
Lineage: Eukaryota; Fungi; Ascomycota; Dothideomycetes; Pleosporales; Leptosphaeriaceae
Biological process (GO): nucleotide-excision repair; double-strand break repair via homologous recombination; DNA replication
Cellular component (GO): site of double-strand break; nucleus; DNA replication factor A complex
Molecular function (GO): damaged DNA binding; single-stranded DNA binding
Source: RefSeq, a predicted model, not a curated record